Messenger RNA from Ochlerotatus camptorhynchus, 8158 nucleotides. RefSeq names its product SET domain containing 2 (gene Set2). The transcript has 6 exons. Gene Ontology annotation, molecular function: histone H3K36 methyltransferase activity; protein binding. Gene Ontology annotation, cellular component: chromosome; nucleus. NCBI's taxonomy places the organism in Eukaryota, Metazoa, Arthropoda, Insecta, Diptera, Culicidae. The coding region runs from base 179 to 7882 and encodes 2567 amino acids. Gene Ontology annotation, biological process: regulation of DNA-templated transcription. The record is from RefSeq and is a predicted model, not a curated record.
AGCUCCCGAGAAGGAAGUGAAAAACUAUGGCCGCCAUUUGUGUUUGCUGGAAGUGUCCCGUGGUGUUCGAUUUAUAAUUGCAAUUUCCAGCAAGUAAUCGUGCCCGAAUCGGACCAAUUUUGCCGUCAAACGUAAGUAUAGUAGGUUCUUGAUCGAUGGGUGAUAUUUUUCGCUGAAAAUGGUUCGAACUACACGCACAUCGGCAGCGGUGAAAAGUUCCACCAAAGCUCGGUCUUCAGUGAGCUGCAGCAGCAGCGGAAGCGGCGAGGGGGAUAACAAAGGUGAGGCUUCGCCACCCGCACAGACGGAAACACCUCUUACAACGGAUAAGAAAGGAGAUAGCAAGGGUACAUUUUGUUUGGGGGGAAUUAAUUUGACGAAUUUGCGAGCAUCGGUGGUGCUGCAGAAACUGCAUAUGGACCAGGUUAAUCCAGAGCCUUCGGCCGUAAAAGAAUCAGCAUCAGCAGUGGCAACACCAGCACGGAAAGUUGCUCGGGCAAGAAGCAAAUCCGUAGGACCAACAAGGUCGUCUAGAAGAAGUCAGCAGAGGGUUCGGACGACGACCGUUGUUGAGAAGGCAGAUUCUAAUGACGAGGGGUUGGUUGAGCUGAUAGAGAUAAUCGAUGAGGAUUCCAAAUCGCACGAAGGUUGCAGUUUCAUUUCGACGGAAGCAUCGUACUCGAUGAAGCCUGAUGGGGAUUCUAAUGAACCGAAACGCAGUGAAAUUGUGAAUGACAAUGUUUCGACUGAUAAGGGAUCCAAGGAGCUAGGUCACAUGCAGGUUGAGACCGAAAAGAAAUAUGACGAUGAUGAUGCUUCCAGUUCAGGUAGCAGUGGUUUUCCGGCUCAUCAGGAAGCGGAGGGUGAAAGUAGUUCGAAAACAGAAGUGGUUGGUACUCGCAAAUCCAAACGACAGGUCAAGGUGACGAACAAAUAUCGGGAUUUUGUCGUGGACGCUCCCUUGCCGUCAUCCCAGGUACCGUACGCAGAUGUUAAACUGGCGCGGAGCAAUCCCGGCGGUCGGAAAAGUCACCCAAAAGAGUCAGAAAUGCUUUCAUCGUCCGAUGAUUUGUCUCCCGAUUCACCGCCGAUGCUGCUUCAUCCACCGGUCAGGACGUAUGCUGGUAAGAGGGAGGAGAAGCCCAGGAAAAGACCUACGCGUGCCUGUACACCACUACCGCGGGAAGGCCGUCCACGGAAGAAAAAGGAACAAAAAUCCGUGGCACACAGACGCUCUACAGAAUGGGCGGAUGAAAGUAUAACGCUCACGGAACCAGAAGAUCGAAACGAUUCCACCUUAACAUUCAACAUCGAUAGUAGUUAUUUUACGGACGAUGAGAUGUUCGGUUUCGACAGCCCGUCGCCGGAGGAGUUUUGCGGUUGGCCAGAAGAGGAAUUCACCAAUAUCGGGGCAGGCCCGUCAUGUUCGUCGUUGUCCUCCUUGAUGUCGUUCAGUUCGAUUCUGCCUAUGCAAGUCCCAGAGGAGGACACUUCACGGGUGGAAGAAAAGUCCGAGGUAGUGGUGGCUGGUAAGAAACGGCGGGGAAGACCGGCAAAAUCAACUAUUCUGCAACCGGCAAUUCCGACAGAAGAGGAACCAGUGCGUCCGGCUGGAUCGAUGUUCAUCAAGAGGUCGUACAAAACAACAAGAAGCAAUGCGGGAACUUCCACUUCAGUGACAUCGAAUGAGUCUGGUUCUCCAGAACUGAAACCUGGGGAAAUUCCGGAGGAAAAGACGUCGGAAAUUCCGGAGGUAAAGCCGUCGGAAGUUCCGGGGGUAAAACCUUCGAAAGUUCCGGAAGUAAACCCUUCGGAAGUUCCGGCAAAAAAACCAGAACCAGUUGAGAAAAAACAAACGGUAGUUGAAGCACAGCCUGAAUCGAUGGAAACCACCGUGAACACGCUCGAAAACGAAGACGGUCUAGAUGACGCUAUCGAAAUAGUCCUCCAAGCGGACGAGAUUAUUAACAAUGACGAAGAAAUGGCUACACCGGUGCUUUCGGCUACUCCGAAACCAUUUAGGAGACGAAGAAUUCGUGGUGGUACGCGGCCUUCCCCAGCGGAUGGGCCGCGAAGAGGACGAAGUCGAAGAGAUACAGAACCGAGCUUGGAGGAGGAUACGAUUGAGGUGAUCAAAUGCGUGGAGAAAAAAGAAGAAAAAGACGUGGAGGAGCAGAAAGUUGAGGUACCUGCUCCGGGAGAAACGGUUAAGGAGAUUUUACCGGUUCCCAUGGAGGCAGACACUGCGGUGGAACCUGUCGUGCUUGAACUUCCAAAGACGGUAGAAAUCAAACAGGAAGAGAUUGUCGAACAAAUUGUUCCUGAGAAGAAAGAGGAACGGGAACAGCCGGUGUUUGUUAAGGCAGGAGAACCCGAGAUUGAUUCCGACAAAACUCCCAAGAAGUCAACAUCCAGGGAUACGAGGUGGAAAUCGAUUUCGGAACGUCGCAAGUCCAUAUCCAGCAGCCGAAAGUCUAAGGCGGAUGUUACUGAAAAGGUGGUAAAGGAACCGGAGACUCCAAAGGAGGUAGUAGAACCUUCCAUUGUCACAGUAAAAGUCGAACCAGUCGUUCCCGAAACGAAGGAUAUAGUUGCGAAAGAACCGGAGAAGGACAAGAUUGCAGAGGAAGCUCCUGCAGAGAUCAAGAAAGAACUUCCGUUGGCAGAGUCAAAACCACCUCAACUGGACGUAGCACCAAAAACGCCAAAGGAACCUAAGAAAUCGUCGAAAGAGAACCGAGAAUCCAGGAAGGAUUCGAAGAAAUCUAAGGACCGCGAACGGGAGCCUUCGUCCAAGGAUCGCCGGGAUCGUGAGCCUUCGAGAAAUCGCUCCAGUGGUAGCAGUAAGGAUCGGGACAAAGACAAGGACAAGGAUCGUAAGCGAGCGUCCGAAAGUGGCAAAAAAGAACGCCGAUCCGAGUCCGAAAGGAAACCGGAUCCGGACAAGAAGCGCAUAUCGGAAAUCUCUGAGAAAAAGCCGGACCCGGACAAGAAGCGGCUGCCGGAAGUAUCUGAGAAAAAGCCGGACCCGGAUAAGAAACGCUUGUCGGAAGUGGCCGAAAAGAAAUCGACGGAGUCGGAAAAGAAACCGACGGAGUCGGAAAAGAAGGAAGAUGUGACCAAACCGUCCACACCGGUGCCGAAGGUUGCCGAUAAACCAAAAAAGUGCUUCGAUAGUGAGCUGAAGGCAUUAGAUUCGACGUCGAAGCAAAAACCGGUGGAGGAGAUAAAGCGGUCGUCCAAGGAUCAUGAAAAGUCACGUAAAUCCGAUAAGAAUUCUAAAAUUCGGAGCGAAUCGGAAGGCAAAAAGAAGAGUAGUUCUUCCACUGGCCAGUCCAAGGUGAAGGAACCGAAAGAAAAGAGCCGUUCGACGAACUGUUCCCCCGUUCCGAGCAAGGUUGGUUCGUCGAGCGCAAAGAAAUCCAAGGAGUCAUCCUAUAAAAGAGAUUCGUCCGGUAGUUCGAAGGCAAGGAAGAGCUUGAAGGACGAAAAACCCAAGGAAGAAGCUUCGAAAAAGGAUAAAUCCAAAGACAAACCGGUGGAAGCUCCUCCUCUGGUGGACAUGAAACCUCCGGAGGUACAACAACCGAAACCGACAGAAGUUCCAGUGAAGGAAGAACCGGACACCAAACCUGCCAUAAAGGAAGAACUUCCACCUCCGGAACUGCCACGAAUCGUCACCAAAGCUUCGCGGAAGAUGUACCAAAACGACGAAGAAAUUCAAAUAACCAGUUCCUCUCAGGAAUCGCUCGUUUCAGACCAGGUGGCGGUGGUCCCGAAAGAGGAAACAAACGUUGAAGAAGAUGAAGAAGCAGUCCGACAAAUAUCGGAAGCGUUCGACGCCAGCGUACAGAUUUCCGGUCCCCGACCAGAAGAUGCCCUGAAAGAGUUCCAAAACAUCUCAAUCUCCGACGAGAAGCCUGCCGAAGAAGUUCCAAAGGUGGAGGAAGAACUAGCGAUUUUGGUGGUGGAAGCACCAGCUUCUCCGCCAGCGGCGCAGGAACUCUCGAACGACGAUUCCAACUCCAACAACAGUUCCACGAUGGACAGCAUGAAGGAGGUGAAAGCGGAACAACAGGACGACGGAAGCAUCCGUAGGUCGUCCCGUAUCAAAACGAUCAGUUCCCAGAAACAGCGGACCAGUGGUCAUGGGCUGGUCAAAGACAAAGACAAGCUCUAUAAGAAGACCACAAUUUCAAUGGGAAUCGAUUCAAAGGUUCUGAAGGAUGCCAUCACGGGGAACUUCAAUGUCGUUUCUAUAACUGACAGUUCUGGAAUGGAGCAGCAGCCGCCAACCGAACUGGAUCCAUCGGUGACGAACAUAGAACUAUCGGAGGAAUAUCUCCGAGACAUGGAGGACAAGCUGAGUCGAUUCGAGACGAUCCGGGAGAAUAUGUACCACUGCGAUAAGGUGAUCAGUAAGGAGGCGAAGAAGAUGACUUGCGAUUGCUUCCUGACUACGGAGGAGAUCGAUCGAGGAGAACUCGGUUGCGGCGAGGACUGUCUAAACAAGCUGCUGAUGAUCGAAUGCGGUUCGCGAUGUAUCGUUGGAGAGCGCUGCACAAACAAGCGCUUCCAAAAGCUGGAAUAUGCAAACUGCCAGGUCUUCCGGACGGAGAAGAAGGGCUUCGGUAUUCAAGCCAGUACCGAGAUUGUCCCUGGGGAUUUUAUCAUGGAGUAUGUGGGAGAGGUGCUAAACAGCGAGCAGUUCGAUGAACGAGCUGAGUUGUACUCCAAGGAGAAGAACCAACACUACUACUUCAUGGCAUUGAGGAGCGAUGCCAUUAUCGAUGCGACCACACAGGGAAACAUUUCCCGUUUCAUAAACCAUUCGUGCGACCCGAAUGCCGAGACGCAAAAGUGGACCGUAAACGGCGAGCUUCGCAUUGGAUUCUUCUGCACCAAGUACGUUAUGCCGGGAGAGGAGAUCACCUUCGAUUAUCAGUUCCAACGGUACGGUCGAAGGGCUCAGAAGUGCUACUGCGAAGCGGAAAACUGCACCGGCUGGAUCGGUGGAGACCCGGGCAGCGACGGCGAAUCGGAAUACGAAGACGAAGAGGAAGUUGAAGAAAGCGGAGACGAAGAAGAAGUGCAACCGGAAGUCGCUCAAGUUAUCCCAGUAGCACUUGAAGCAACGGAAGAUGCGGUCAAAUCUGAAGAGUUGAAAUCGCUAGACGAGGAGACUAAGCCACAAGUGGAAGGAGAACCAGACGCUCCAAAACCGGUUGCGAUAGAACCGGCUAUUGUGAAACCACCGGAACCGAAGGUGCCCAAGAAGGUUCGCAAACGCAUUGAACGUCCAAACAAACGACGACCGCAAAUUCACGAAGAUCCUGAUCUGGAGCAGGAGAUCAAUCAUCUUCUCAAGACCGGUCUAAAGAACCAAGCCCAAACGUUGAAACUGUCUCGACUGAUGGUCCGCGCCAAGGACAUCAAAUCCAGAAGCCGAUUGCUGACGAUCCUCCAGAGCGGAGAACUUCCCUGUCGACGACUAUUCCUGGACUACCAUGGUCUCCAACUACUCUACGGAUGGAUCUGCGAAUCGACUGAAUCCAUCGAAGAUCUCAAAUUCCGCAUUCAGAUCCUGGACACCAUGGAUCGUUUACCCAUUCCAAACAAAACCAUGCUGAAGGACAGCAAGAUCAUGCAGACGAUCGAAAAGUGGGCCAAAAUCGAAAAAUUCAAGGAAAAGGAAAAAGAACCGGAGAAAGAGAAAGAAUCCAGUAGUAGCUCACCGAGUGACAGCAAUGAAACGGCAAGCGAUAGCAACACCAGUUCCGAUGCCAAGAAGCAGGAAGUCGUCGGAAGCGCAGAAGUAUUGAAAAACAUGCCUGAACUACUCAAGAUAGCCGACCUCGGUAGAUUGAAGGAGAUUAUCAGCAACACCUGCUCGGAGAAGGAAGGAUCUGAAAAAGGACAGGAGAAGCCAAUCGCCGCCGCCAUCCCAGAAAUCAUUCCAUCGGCAGUCAGCUUGAUCGGUGCAAUUGAAAUCCCCGAACCGGAAGACGAAAAUGCUCCCGAAGAAAAACGUCUCGGAACCCAGAUCCGCAUCCUCUCUUGCAAGCUGCUCAUCAGCUGGAUCAAUCUCAAGGAGGUUUUCCGAAUUCCGAAAAAGGAACGAAUUGAACAGAUGAAGGAACACGAACGGGAAGCCGAUCUGCGCUACAAAGCUCUCGGGCUCGGUGAUGACGACGAAUCCUUCAAACGUCACUCGACCAGUCGAUUCCUGGAUCGUUCCCGUGAACUCAAACGUCGCAAGUCGGUAGACGAUCGGGAACUUCUGAACUUCUACAAAAUGAAACGACCACUCAGCACUGCCAGUCCUAUGCAUAAAAUGGACAACCUCUCGAAGCAACAGCGUCGCCAGAUGUUCGAAAUGAAAGUCGCCCACGAAGAAGCCGAGCGACGAAACAAGGAACUUUGGAUGCAGCAUGAAAGCAACUGCGGUAAAUUUGGCCUCAAUCCGCACCAUACCAAUCCGAUGGACGUGCCAGUUAAGAUGAAUCCCGCCACCGGAGAGUACUUUGCCGUCGAUGAUCGACCGCUGCCGAGGCCACCCAGUCACAUGUACUUCAAAGUGAUGCCACCUCCGAUGCCGACCAAUCCAGAGGAUUACGAAUUGCCACCGAUGGAUUUACCUCCGCUGUGGAAGUUUGCCAUCGACGAGCGGGGACGGUUAUACUACUAUCACGUCAAAGAACGCGUCCCGCAGUGGGAUCCUCCGAAGAAGAAUAAUCCCAACAGACCCAGCCAGGGACUGCGCGAUGAAGACAUCUCGAUGAGCUCGGAUUCAAGCACAACCGACACGGAAGACUCGGAAGAGGAGUAUCUGAACGCGCAGCUGGAGCAGUUGCUCAAGAAGAAAAAGAAGCAGCAGUCCAGUUUCAAUUUAGACGAUGUCCUCGCCAAGCCGGACGACAUGAACGAUGAUCUAUCCAAGACGAUCAAAGAUCUGGAAGCCGGUGACUCAUCUCCACAGGCCAGCAGCAGCGGCGAAAAAUUAUUCGGUGGAGAAUCGUUCGAAAAAACAGCCGAAGAAUUGCUUCAACAUCGCAAGCGGAAGCACAGCAACAGGCUGGUGCAGGAGAAAGUCAUAAGCCCCCGUACGGAGGAGGACAAACUGUACGGUCAGAUGGAGAUGAAGCGGUACAAGGAAACCAAAGAGAAGCUCCGCCGGCGGAAGGAGGAAGCCAAACGGCUACGGGCUCGAAGCAUGCUUGAUAAAUCGCUUUCCGAUAGUCCAUUCAGUGGGUCGUUCACCGGGGAUGCCCUGGAUCGAAGUGCCACGGAAAGUUCCCUCAUCGACGAUGACCUGGUGGUUUCGCAUAAAAUCGUUGACGAUAAGUGCAUCGUAGAUGAGUUGGACAUUCUCACUAAGAAGAAGAAAAUUUCCCCCUACGAAGAAUGGCAAAAGGUCAAACAACGGUUGGGAAAGAAGCGUGCCGCAAAGCAGGGUGAAAGUUCGACCUUCGCUGGUUCCUCAUCGGUCGCAACUUCCUCGUCGCUGGGUUCGUCAAAGAUUGGUAAACGCAAGAAGGCCGAUAAGCCUGAUCUCAGCAGCGACGAGGCCCGUAAGAUAAAGGAGAAAUUCCGUGGAGAAAUAGCCGGCGUGAUUGUACAGCAUUUGAGUGCUUAUCGGAAGGAUUCCUGCCAGACCGGUAGGAUCACUAAUACGGAGGAUUUCAAGCAUUUGGCUAGAAAGCUCACCCACUUUGUCCUGCUGAAGGAGCUCAAGCACUGUGACAACACCAUCAACGAACUGGAAGUGACGGAUUCCGUGCGAACCAAGGCGCGGGAAUUCAUCAAAAAAUACAUGGCCAAGCACGGCACGAUGUACGUUCGGGGCGAGAAUGAACCCGACUACGCCAACGUCAAUCUCUGAGACGAGGCCAAGGGAAGAGCGGAGAAAGCUCCGCCGGCUUCCCAACAGUAGAUAACCAACUACCAGUAAGGUUGGAUAUUUUAAUGUCUCUAUAGCACGAUAGUUGAUACAAUUUAGGAUCGGAUAGGUUUUGUGUCUAAAUUAUACAGAUUUAUGUUAGUGUGUGAAUAAUGUAUUCAUAGUGAAUAUUAAACUUGAACUCUAGCGAAGCAAUGGAUUUCGAUAGUCAAUUGCAGUCAUAUUGAAAUAGUUCUAUGAAAUAAAUUAUAGACCAUA